GGGAAGUCUAAUCCCUUACCCUUUCUUCCUCUCCCUUGUCCAUACCGUCCAAUCCUUCUCCUGUGACAAAGACGGACCAUCGCCACUUCCGCCUUCCUACCGAUCCCUUUCACCCGCUACGGUCCACCAACCACCUUGUACGCGAGGAAUAUUAGAGCGACGCUGAGCGCCUGCCUCCCGUCACCUCACCAUCCUUGCCACAAACCCGCUUCGCAGCAUCGCGUCUAGCCACCACUUCGACAGCCUCAGAACGGCCAUUUUUCUUCCUACACAAAUUUCCCUUUACGUAGAUUGUAUAGUGGGAUCUCUCUUAUACAUUUGUUCCCGGUAUCGAAUAUACCUCUCAAGGGGCGACGUUAUCACCCCAUAGACGAGACCUUUCUUCCGCUUUAGACUUUAUCACCACUUCACUACCUGCUACUUCGCAACAUGGCUCGCAACCGCACGCGCGCCCCUCGCGUGAUGGAGAAGGAGGCAUGGCAACUGCCCCCCGUUGAGGAGCAUCAGGAAGCCACCACAUCCGCAGACGUCUGGACCAGCGGAUACGAUGCCGUUGAGCGAGACGAGACCACUUGGGCUGGAUCUCUUCCCGCAGCCCAGGGUCUGUACGACCCAGAGAACGAAAAGGACUCUUGUGGUGUCGGUUUCAUGUGCCAAAUCAAGGGAAAGCCUUCGCACAAGAUCGUAUCGGACGCUAAGGCGCUUCUGUGCAACAUGACUCAUCGUGGAGCUGUUGGUGCCGAUGCUCGAGACGGAGAUGGUGCUGGUGUCAUGACGGGAAUGCCAGAUGCCUUCUUCAGGCGAGAAGUUGAGCGAGACAUUGGCUGCACACUGCCCGAGCAGGGUCAGUACGCCGUGGGAAACCUUUUCUUCAACCCCAAGGACGAGGGUGUGAGGCGCAAGCAGAUUGAGACAUUUGAGAAGCUCGCUGGUGACCUUCACCUUCGUGUGCUCGGGUGGCGUGAGGUUCCCGUUGACAACACUAUCCUGGGCCCUGCUUCUCUCUCCAAGGAGCCCUGCAUCCUGCAGCCUUUCGUCGUUCUCACCGAGCACUACGGCACGUCGUCUACAAGCUGCGAGAGCCCCGACAAGACUUUCAACUCUCAGUACUUUGGCCGUCAGCUCUACGUGCUGCGCAAGUUCUCCACACACUCCAUUGGUCUGCAGAACUGGUUCUACAUCUGCUCCCUCUCCCCUAGCAACAUCGUCUACAAGGGUCAGCUCUCCCCUCGUCAGGUCUACGACUAUUACCACGACCUGAACAACGCCCACUACGGCUCCCACUUUGCCCUUGUCCACUCCCGAUUCUCUACCAACACCUUCCCCUCAUGGGACCGUGCCCAGCCCAUGCGAUGGGCUGCACACAACGGUGAGAUCAAUUCGAUCCGUGGUAACAAGAACUGGAUGCGGGCUCGUGAGGGCCAGCUCAAGUCUGAGACUUUCGGUGACGAGCUCGAGAUGCUCUACCCCAUCAUCGAGAACGGCGGCUCCGACUCGGCUGCUUUCGACAACGUGCUUGAGCUGCUCGUGGUCAACAACGUCAUCACCCUGCCCCAGGCCGUCAUGAUGAUGGUGCCCGAGGCUUGGCAAGGAAACGAGCACGAGAUGGAGCCUGCCAAGGUUGCCUUCUACCAGUGGGCUGCCUGUCUUAUGGAGCCUUGGGACGGACCAGCUCUCUUCACAUUCUCUGACGGCCGGUACUGUGGUGCCAACCUGGACCGAAACGGUCUACGACCUUGCCGAUACUGCAUCACCGAUGACGACAUCAUGGUCUGCGCUUCCGAGACUGGUGCUGUCACCAUUGCUCCCGAGCGUGUUCUCGCCAAGGGCCGUCUGCAGCCCGGAAAGAUGCUGCUGGUAGACACUGUCGAGGGCCGAGUCGUCGACGACCGUGAGCUCAAGCUCUCCACUGCCAAGAAGGCUGACUUUGCCGCUUGGCUCGAGUCGCACGUGAUGAGUCUGCCAGACAUUGUCAGUGCGGUCAGCCGACGCGGUGUGGAUAUCGCGCCCAAGCUCAACGAUGAGAAGCUCAGCACGGACGCACGUCUCCUUGCUGCCGGUUACACUGCCGAGCAAAUUUCCCUCUUGAUGCUGCCCAUGGUGGCUGACGGUAAGGAGGCUCUCGGAUCGAUGGGUAACGACGGUCCUUUCGCCUGCAUGGCCAAUGCCCCUCGUCUCAUGUACGACUACUUCCGACAGCUCUUCGCUCAGGUCACCAACCCUCCUAUCGACCCUAUCCGAGAGGCCGUUGUCAUGUCGCUCUUCCAGUACGUCGGACCAGAGGGCAACAUUCUCGAGCUGCGCCCCGACCAGUGCCACCGUCUCUUCCUGGAGUCGCCUUUCCUGGACAUUCGUCAGAUGAAUGCCAUCAAGAACCUGGACAAGGCCGCAGGUGGCUGGUCCACCAAGACCGUCGACAUCACCUUUGCCAAGUCCGAGAGCAUCGACGGCUACGAGAGGGCCCUCGACCGAAUCUGCUCCGAGGCUUCUCAGGCUAUCCGGGACGGCUACAAGGUCCUGGUUUUGUCUGACCGCAACGUCGGACCCGACCGUGUGUCGAUCAACUCUCUCGUUGCUUGCGGUGGCGUUCACCACCAUCUCAUUCGCAACAAGGAGCGUUCGAAGCUGGCUCUCAUGGUCGAGACUGCUGAGGCACGUGAUAUCCACCACUUCUGUGUCCUGGUCGGAUACGGUGCUGAUGCCAUCUGCCCAUGGCUCGCCAUCGAGGCCAUCUACAAGGUUGGCCGUGAGGGUCUGCUGAAGACUGAAAUGAGCGAUGCGGACCUGGUCAAGAACUACAAGAAGUCCGUUGACGGCGGUAUCCUCAAGACGAUGUCCAAGAUGGGUAUCUCUACUCUGCAGUCUUACAAGGGUGCUCAGAUUUUCGAGGCACUCGGACUGGACUCGUCGGUUGUCGACCGAUGCUUCGCCGGUACCGCUUCGCGCAUUGCUGGAUCCACCUUUGACCUGCUUGCCCUUGACGCACUGGAGUUCCACGAGCGUGGUUACCCCACUCGAGACACCAUCUCCGUACCUGGUCUCCCCGAGUCUGGCGAGUACCACUGGCGCGAUGGUGGCGAGGCCCACGUCAACGAUCCCGUGUCGAUUGCCAACCUGCAGGACGCUGCUCGUGAGAAGAACCAGUCUGCUUGGGACGCCUACUCUAAGUCUGCCACCAACUCUGUCAAGGGCACCUGCUUGCGAGGUCUGCUCGACUUCCGCUUCGAGGAAGUCCGACCUAUCCCCGUCGACCAGGUCGAGCCAUGGACGGAGAUUGUUCAGCGAUUUGCCACUGGUGCUAUGUCCUACGGAAGUAUCUCCAUGGAGGCUCACUCUGCUCUGGCCAUCGCUAUGAACCGUCUUGGUGCCAAGUCCAACACUGGUGAGGGAGGAGAAGAUGCGGAACGAUCCAUCCCCUUGCCCAACGGUGACUCGCUGCGAUCUAAGAUCAAGCAGAUUGCCUCUGGUCGAUUCGGUGUCACAUCCAACUACCUGGCCGACGCUGACCAGCUGCAGAUCAAGAUGGCCCAAGGUGCCAAGCCUGGAGAGGGUGGAGAGCUGCCUGGUCACAAGGUGUCUCCCUCGAUUGCCAAGACGCGUCACUCCACUGCCGGUGUCGGUCUGAUCAGCCCUCCUCCCCAUUUGGAUAUCUUCUCCAUCGAGGACCUGAAGCAGCUGAUUUACGACCUCAAGUGCGCCAACCCGCGCGCCACCGUCUCCGUCAAGCUCGUCUCCGAAGUCGGAGUCGGAGUUGUCGCAGCGGGUGUCGCUAAGGCCAAGGCGGACCAUAUCGUCAUCUCCGGACACGAUGGUGGUACAGGUGCGGCACGAUGGUCUUCUAUCAAGUAUGCUGGUGGACCUUGGGAGCUCGGACUUGCUGAGGCUCAUCAGUCACUUGUCAUCAACGACUUGCGCGGGCGAGUCACCGUGCAGACGGACGGACAGCUGCGGACGGGACGCGACGUAGCCAUUGCCUGCCUUCUAGGAGCUGAAGAAUUUGGGUUCGCUACGACUGCUCUCAUCGCUAUGGGCUGUAUAGUCAUGCGCAAGUGUCAUCUCAACACCUGUCCGGUAGGUGUGGCUACUCAGGAUCCGGUCCUCAGGUCCAAAUUUGCAGGAGAGCCCGAGCAUGUCAUCAACUUCUUCUGGUACCUUUGCGAGGAAUUGCGAGGCAUCAUGGCUCGCUUGGGUAUUCGUACUAUCAACGAGAUGGUCGGCCGAUCAGAUCUUCUGAAGCCCGACACCAAGUCGGCUCUCACCCCCAAGCUGGCCUGCUUGGACUUGGCACCUCUGCUCAAGCCUGCUUAUAAGAUGCGACCAGGUGCUGCCACCUACCGUGUGCGAGCUCAGGACCACAGGCUGUACGUUCGACUGGACAACAAGUUCAUUGACGAGGCUGAGCCUGCUCUGACUGAAGGUCUGCCUGUCCACAUCGAGUGCGACGUCGUCAACACCGACCGUGCCCUGGGUACCACCCUCUCCUACCGAGUCUCCAAGCUCUACGGUGAGGAAGGAUUACCUCGCGACACCAUUCAUAUUAACGCCAAGGGAUCGGCUGGUCAGUCUUGCGGAGCUUUCCUUGCACCCGGUGUCACCAUCGAGCUGGAAGGUGACGCGAACGACUACGUCGGAAAGGGAAUGUCUGGUGGUCGUCUCAUCGUCUACCCGCCCAAGAGCUCCUCCUUCAAGGCCGAGGAGAAUAUUAUUGUCGGUAACGCCUGUCUGUACGGUGCCACCUCGGGUAACGCUUACUUCCGUGGUAUCGCCGCUGAGCGUUUCGCCAUUCGAAACUCCGGUGCCCACACCGUCGUUGAGGGUGUAGGAGACCACGGCUGUGAGUACAUGACUGGUGGUCGUGCCGUCAUCUUGGGUCCUACUGGUCGCAAUUUCGCUGCUGGUAUGUCUGGUGGUAUCGCCUAUGUCCUGGACAUGAACCGAGACUUCAGGACCAAGUGCAACCAAGAGUCCGUCGAGCUAGGACCUGUCCGUGACCCUCACGAGAUUGCCGAGUUGCGCAACCUCAUCGAGAACCACCGACACUACACUGCCUCGACCGUGGCAGACCACGUCAUUCACGACUUCCACCACCUCCUGCCUCGCUUCGUCCGUGUCAUGCCCAUUGACUACAAGCGAGUCCUCGAGGAGGAGGCUGCCAAGGCUGCUGCCGAGAAGAAGCGCUCUAGCCAUGUCGACUUGCUUGGCACCCUCUCUCGUCACGGAUCUCAGGUCGACGUCACUCUUGGAGAUGACAAGGCUUCCGAUGUCGAUGUCGGCUCCGGAAACGUCAAGGAGAAGUCUGAGCCAGCCGUUGUUGACCUCGAGGACUCCAUGGUCGACGAGGACACUGCUCGUGUUCGUGUAGGCAAGCUGGACAAGACACGCGGCUUCAUCAAGUACAAGCGACUUGCGGAGCACUACCGAACCCCAGCCAAGCGAGUCAAGGACUUCAAGGAGCUCUCGACUCGUCUGACCAACAACGAGCUCAAGCAGCAGACUGCUCGGUGCAUGGACUGUGGUGUUCCCUUCUGUCAGUCAGACACAGGAUGCCCCAUCUCCAACGUCAUUCCCAAGUGGAACGACCUGGUCUUCAAGGGUCAGUGGCAGGACGCUCUCAACAAGCUGCUCCUUACCAACAACUUCCCCGAGUUCACUGGUCGAGUCUGCCCCGCUCCUUGUGAGAGUGCUUGUGUGCUGGGUAUCAUUGAGUCACCCGUCGGCAUCAAGUCCAUUGAAUGCGCCAUCAUCGAUAAGGGAUGGGAGAUGGGCUGGAUGGUUCCUCGACCACCCAAGACCCGCACUGGCAAGACCGUCGCCGUCAUUGGUUCCGGUCCCGCUGGUCUCUCGGCAGCUGACCAGCUCAACCGUGCUGGUCACUCCGUGACUGUCUACGAGCGAGCUGACAAGGUCGGUGGUCUGCUCUACUACGGUAUCCCCAACAUGAAGCUCGACAAGGGCGUCGUUGCCCGCCGAGUCAAGCUCAUGGAGGACGAAGGUGUCACUUUCUGCACUGGCGUUGAGAUCGGCAAGGACAUCGAUGCUGGAGAUCUCAAGGAGCAGAACGACGCAGUCCUCUUCGCCACUGGAGCUACCUGGCCCCGUGACCUGAAGCUCCCCGGCCGAGAGGCUGAAGGAGUGGCCUUUGCCAUGAGCUACCUCACCUCUGCCACCAAGUGUGUCGACAAGGGACUCACCGAUGAGGCCAUCAACGAGCACAUGGCUGGCCUGAACCCUGCCGGCAAGCACAUUGUCGUCAUCGGUGGUGGUGACACAGGAAAUGACUGUAUCGGUACCUCUGUGCGAAUGGGCGCCGUCUCGGUGACCAACCUGGAGCUGCUGCCUCAGCCACCCGAGACCCGUGCUCGCGACAACCCAUGGCCUCAGUUUGCCCGAAUCUUCCGAACUGACUACGGUCACACCGAGGUGACCGACCGCUUCGGCAAGGACCCUCGUCGCUACUGCACCACUACCAAGGAGUUUGUCAAGAACGAGGAGGGCAAGCUCGUUGCGCUCAAGAUCGCUCAGGUCGACUGGCAGAAGGACGCCUCUGGCAAGUGGAACAUGGCCCUUGUGCCUGGCUCAGAGGAGGAGAUCCCCUGUGACAUCUGCCUGCUUGCCAUGGGUUUCCUCGGACCUGAGGACCAUGCUUCGCAGAGCCUUGGACUCGAGAGGGACGGCCGCAGCAACAUCAAGGCCGACUGGGAGGGACCCAAGUCUUUCCAGACGUCUGUGGAGAAGGUGUGGUCCAGCGGUGACUGCCGUCGUGGUCAGUCUCUCGUGGUGCAUGCCAUCAACGAAGGAAGGAGGGCCGCUGCCGCCCUCGACUUGCACCUCCAGGGCAACACCAGGCUCGCCUGGGCCGGUGGUAUCGCUCAGCGCAGCUGGACGGCCCACAAGACGUACGCCCAGGGCAAGAAGGCCAUUGCUGCCCCUGCGGCUUAAUCUGGCGCGGUAGCUUCUCAUUUUCCUUUUACAUUCUUUGUCCCGUCUUGCGCCUCUAUCUUCUUUUGUCUCGUCUUCGUGUCUCGUUCUCCUGUUACUUUCCUUUGUGCCAAGAAUCAAUUCUGAACGAAA
Microstroma glucosiphilum is the source of this 7071-nucleotide messenger RNA. Its product is annotated as putative glutamate synthase. The transcript has a single exon. The record is from RefSeq and is a predicted model, not a curated record. Gene Ontology annotation, molecular function: FMN binding; flavin adenine dinucleotide binding; iron-sulfur cluster binding. NCBI's taxonomy places the organism in Eukaryota, Fungi, Basidiomycota, Exobasidiomycetes, Microstromatales, Microstromataceae. The coding region runs from base 430 to 6939 and encodes 2169 amino acids.